Molecule: messenger RNA, 2362 nt
Organism: Podarcis muralis (Common wall lizard)
Lineage: Eukaryota; Metazoa; Chordata; Lepidosauria; Squamata; Lacertidae
Gene: GDNF
Product: glial cell derived neurotrophic factor
Biological process (GO): peripheral nervous system development; positive regulation of branching involved in ureteric bud morphogenesis; negative regulation of neuron apoptotic process
Molecular function (GO): receptor tyrosine kinase binding; growth factor activity; glial cell-derived neurotrophic factor receptor binding
Source: RefSeq, a predicted model, not a curated record
CGGCCAGGCGAGUUUCUCGCGCCGUCUACCUUGAAGCUUUGGAUCGGGCGCAGCGCAAGGCGUGGGGAAGGCGCGGCGCCCCCCGGCUGCACCUGCGGGGCUGCGGCGGGGGGAGGGCGCGGGGCGGCGGCGGUGGCAACAGCUCCCUCCCCCGCCUGGAUUGCGAGCAAGGCUCUUCUCCCCACCCCACCCCACAUCGCCCACCCACUUCGAGGAUCUCCGCGCCCCGGGCUCCACAUGCAUCUCUGAGCCGGAGAGCCGUGGAUCCCGGGCGUUCAUGUCACCCUUGGGUCGGAAGAGACCAGAUCCGAGGGUCCUGUGCUGGAAGGAAAUCUAAGAUGAAGUUAUGGGAUGUGGUGGCUGUCUGCAUGUUGCUACUCAACACAAUCUCCACCUUUCCUCUUCCUGAUGGCCAGACCCGCUCAGUGCUAGAGGGAGCUGAAGACGAUCACACUUCCAACCGGCUGCUGACUCCUUAUGCUGGCCAAAUGGACUCUAAUAUUUCUGAGGAUUAUCCCAAGCGGCUUGGUGACGUAGAAGAUUUCAUUCAAGCCACUAUAAAAAUCCUGAAGAGGUCACCAGAUAAACCGACGCCAUAUAGCUCCAAAAGGGAAAGAAACCGUCAACGUGCAGCAAAGAACAAUAAUAAUUCCAGCAGCAGAAAAGGACGGAGAGAUCCGAAGGGAAGGAACCGGGAUUGUGUCUUAACUGAGAUGCACUUAAAUGUGACUGACUUGGGCUUGGGAUACAACACCAAAGAAGAGUUGAUUUUCCGGUAUUGUAGUGGUUCCUGCGAGUCCGCUGUAACCGUGUAUGACCAAAUUUUAAACAAUUUAACCCAAAACAGAAAGUUGGCCAGUGACAAAAUCAGACCACAGCCUUGUUGCAGACCCAUUGCCUACGAUGACGAUGUUUCGUUUUUGGAUGAUGACCUAUCCACUUAUCACAUACUGAAAAAACAUUCCGCGAAAAGAUGUGGGUGUGUCUGACAUCCUUUUUGGGUUUGAUAUUGCAUUCCUGCUAAAGAAGGGUCCAAGGCUCUCAAGAAGAUGGAAUGAUGGCUUCAGAGGAAGGCAAGAGGACCAAGCAUAUGGGAGAACAACAACAAGAAGAAGACGGGAUAUAAAUCAAUCUAAAUAUAAUAAUGAUAAUAAUAAUAAUUGUGGGAGCCUGGUUGUUAGAAAUCCAACACAGGAGAAUUGGAUAGGAUACAACCGCUGGGGCGUUUUGUUUCUACAGGAAGGCAAAUAAGCAUCAAUGCUCAGGGGCAGAGAUCCAAGAUGGAUGGAAGAGACUUACAACAUUUGCUUUAAGGCGAUCCACUGUUGGCAAACCCUGGCAAGGCAGGUGCUUAACAACACAAUCUCUGUCGGAUAGCUUGCUCCGCUCCUCUUUGGGGUUUUUUCUGUUACGGAAUUGGAAGUAACAACCACCCACCACUGGCCUUGACCCCAAAAUUUUGGGCAGAGGGGCAGGGGAUCCUUUAUUUAUUUAUUUAUUCCAUAAAAUUUAUAUACCGCUAGAUUGUCACAGAAGCCUCAAAGCGGUUUACAAAAAAAGAUAAGAUGUUCACUAAAAAAUAAUAAUAAUACAAUAACAAUUAUUUAAAGCAUAGUAAAACGUUAAAACAUGAAAACCAGUUAAAACGGCGGGUGCAAAUACCUGCCGGCGAAUUUCAGCGGCGAACAUCAACGGCGAAUUUGCCACUUGAGGCAGAGCAGGCGGGAAAAUGGAAAGAAGUGAAGUAGCAAGGUAGUAGAAUGUGGGACUCUUAAGCCUGCUACUCAGCUUGCCCCAGGCACUGCCUUGGGUCAACGAUUGGGGAGGUUCAGCUGCCUGGCACGCGCCUGUGAUGUCAUGUGCACGACACGCAUCAUCAGAAGGCGAGGCGUCAUUGGCAGGAGGCCUUGCCCAGCGCUGCACAUUCGCUGGCUGCAGCUCCUUCUCUCUCUCAUGCCCAGAAGGAACCUGCCUUUUGACCAUGCUUGGUGGCUUGGCCUCUUCCACCCCUUUAAUAUUUUGGAGGGCUGAGCUCCCUGCUAAGGAAUAUUGAGGGGGCUGAUGGCACCUCUGCCCCCUAGAGUUGGCAUGCCUGCAGCAUACCCUGGUAUUAUAGAAACCACAGCAGCAGCACUCCUGUCUGUUCCCACCAGGAUAUUAUGAAGUCCUCUCCUCCUUGCACCGUCAGAGUCAGGAGACACCCCCCCCCCCAGCUAUGCUGUAGCUUCUCUGCUCAACAGUAUCAGCUUUCACAAAAUUAGGUUAGCGUGAGAAUGGAGAGGAACAGACUUUCCAUGUACAGUGGUACCUCGGGUUAAGUACCUCGUUCCAGAGGUCCGUUCUUAACUGAAGCACCACUUUA